UGAGCCGUUGGAUCUAAUCCCGACGGCCCGAAUUCGAACGCUUUAGUUAGGGCUGUGAAAGCACGCCACGCUGAAUAGUCGGGCAAACCCACCCCGAACACGCGAGCCGCCGCCGGCUGCACACCAGAGCAAGGCAGCGCAAACGCCGCCGGAUACCUCGCUCGCCGACCCUCCUCGCCUCCUCCUCCCAAUUCGUUGGGUUCAAAGCCCUAUACGGUGAGCUUGCCUCCUCCGGCCCGCGGCUCCGCCCUUCGCCACCCGCCGCCGCCGCCAUGCUCUACAUCGUAGGGCUCGGCCUCGGCGACGAGCGCGACAUCACGGUGCGGGGGCUCGACGCCGUGCGCAGCUGCUCCAAGAUCUACAUGGAGGCCUACACCUCCCUCCUCUCCCUCGGCCUCGACCCGACGGCGCUCGCAAACCUGGAGAAGCUGUAUGGGAAGGAAAUCACGGUCGCUGACCGGGAGAUGGUGGAGGAGCGCGUCGACCAGGUGCUGCUUGAGGCUGCUGAUGCCGACAUCGCCUUCCUAGUCGUCGGCGACCCGUUUGGGGCAACUACACAUACCGAUCUGGUUGUUCGCGCCAAGAAAAUGGGGGUACAAGUGAAGGUGAUUCACAAUGCAUCCGUCAUGAAUGCAAUUGGAGUUUGUGGGUUGCAACUUUACCGCUAUGGAGAGACUAUCUCAAUACCAUUCUUCACGGAGGAAUGGAGACCAGAUAGCUUCUACGAGAAGAUUCAGAAUAAUUCCCGGCUUGGGCUGCACACGCUUUGUCUACUUGAUAUCCGUGUAAAGGAGCCUACAUGGGAAUCUUUAGCCAGAGGGAAAAAAGUCUAUGAACCACCAAGAUUCAUGACCGUAAACACCGCUAUAAGUCAGCUUUUGGAGGUGGAGGAAGUGCGUGGGGGAUCUGCAUAUGGCAGGAGUACACUGUGCAUAGGAGUGGCACGCCUCGGAAGUGAUGAUCAGAAGAUUGUUGCUGGGCCUAUGGAGAAGCUACUAGACAUUGAUUUUGGCCCACCCCUUCACUGCCUGAUCAUAGUGGGAGAGACUCAUCCAUUGGAAGAAGAGAUGCUAGAGUUUUACAAGAUGUAGUAGUUUCAGAAAUUCUUUCGUGUGUGUCGACACUUUGUAUUGAUGAAGGGAAUCAUUGGACACUUCCCUGUCAAAAUUGUUCAAUCGAUAGCCAUUUUGUCACUUUGUUUUCGAUCUGAGAACUUGUAGCCAGGUGGAUGUAGAAUUACGCUCAAACAACAUUUUCAGGUUU
Molecule: messenger RNA, 1263 nt
Organism: Panicum hallii
Lineage: Eukaryota; Viridiplantae; Streptophyta; Magnoliopsida; Poales; Poaceae
Product: probable diphthine methyl ester synthase
Exons: 6
Coding region: 273-1091 (272 amino acids)
Biological process (GO): protein histidyl modification to diphthamide
Molecular function (GO): diphthine synthase activity
Source: RefSeq, a predicted model, not a curated record